UUGUUGGGAAAAAGUUAUACUGGAUCUUAAACAUCUCUAUAGCACGCCCUCCUCAAACGAAAGUCAACUCAUGGACGUGAAGUUUGCACAGGCGAUCACCACACCUUGUGCUUUAAUCAACUCUUAAUAUUGGAAGUCGUAGAAAUUCGAACACACAACUCACAAUUUCACCACCAAAUAGACUAUAUCUAUCAUUUUCACCACAAACCUCCAAUACAAUUUCACAAUCCUACAGAGAUAUACAGAAGUACUAUUUUCAACAAGAAAGAAGUACGAUGAUGAAUACAACUCACACCCUUGGCCAUUCGCAUUGUGAUUCCUCCCUCAUUGUACAAACCAGCACUCCACCGGUCUUCUUUGCUUUCCAUAACACGAUUCUCCAUAUUUGGUAAAAGAAACGAGCAGAUCAAAGAAUCAUCUUAUCAUCUACUUCGCCACUUGUUCAUCUGUGAUUAGCGAUUCCCAGAUUUCCUUGUCCUGAAGACGACGAUGAAAUUCACGCACACAACUUCCUUAAACUCCACUGCUCCUCACAGACUGAUCAGUGAACCCGAAAAUGGAGCUUUCUCUCGAACCCACUUCCCUUCUCCUCCUCCUCUUCCUCGCCUUCAUCACAAUUUCCUACACCUUAACCAACGUCCUCAAAAACCGAUCAUCGACCAGCGGCGGCGGCAGAGGGGGCGGCAGGGUACCACCGGGGCCACGGAAGCUGCCGCUGAUCGGAAACCUCCACCAGCUGAAAUCCCCGCCGCACCGCUCGCUGGCCCAACUAUCGGCACAACACGGCCCAAUCAUGCGGCUCCAACUGGGCCAGCUCACGACCACCGUCAUCUCCUCUCCUGCUUUCGCCAGAGAGGUCUUCACCACCCACGACGUCACCUUCGCCAACCGCCCCGUCACCGCCGGCAACCGGAUCCUCUCCUACGGCCUCCUCGACAUCGGGUUCGCCCCCUACGGCGGAUACUGGCGCCACCUGCGGAAGAUCUGCAAGUCCGACCUCCUCAGCGCCAGUCGGGUCGGGUCGUUCCGCCGGAUCCGGGAGGAGGCGGCGGCGGAUCUGGUCGCCGGGAUCGCCGCUGAAUCGCGGGACGGCGGUGUCGUGAAUCUGAGCAAGAGGAUGGUGGAGAUGACGUACGGGAUCGCGCUGAGCGCCGCGUUUGGGAGGAGAUGCAGGGGAGAAGAAACAGGGGAAGCCUAUGUGUCGAUUGUGUACGGGAUUGUGAAGAUGAUGACGGGUUUCACGCUGGUGAACCUUUUCCCUUCUGUGAAGUUGCUGGAAUUGGUGACUGGGAUGAAACCCAAGUUGAUUAAGCUGCACAAUGAGAAGGAUCGGAUCGUUCAGGGUAUUUUGGAUGAGCAUAAACAGGGGAGAAGGAACAGAGUUGUCAAUGGAGAUGAUGAUGAAGAAGAAGAUCUGACUGAUGUGCUGCUAAAAUAUCAGCAGCCUGGCGACUCUGACUUCCCCUUGACCGAUGAUUCCAUCAAAGCAAACCUUUGGGACAUGGUGACGGCAGGGGCAGAGACAUCCUCGGCAACAAUGGAGUGGGCGAUGUCCGAGAUGCUCCUAAACCCUCCAGUCAUGGCGGAGGCACAAUCCGAGGUCCGUCGCGUCUACGACGGAAAAUCGACCGUCGACGAGACGCUCCUCCACGAGCUCCACUACUUGAAAGCAGUGAUCAAGGAGACGCUGAGGCUGCACCCUCCGUCUCCCCUGCUAAUGCCAAGGGAAUCCAGCGAGGCCUGCGAGAUCAAAGGGUACCACAUUCCGGCCAGGACCCGGGUCAUAAUCAACGCGUGGGCGAUCCAGAGGGAUCCCGAGUACUGGCCGGACCGACCGGACCGGUUCGUGCCCGAGAGGUUUCUGAGCCGGUCGAUGGACUACAAAGGGUCCGAGUUCGAGUUCAUUCCGUUCGGUGCUGGGAGGAGGAUGUGUCCUGGAGUGAUGUUCGCGCAGGCGAACAUCGAGCUGUCGCUCGCGAAGUUGCUGUUUCAUUUCGACUGGAAGCUGCCGGAGGGCGUGGAGGAGUUGGAUAUGAGUGAAUCGUUUGGGCUGGCGGUAUGUAGGAAGCAGGGCCUUGUUGCAGUUCCGGUUCCUCACGGUGCUGUGUAGGAGGUUUUACAGAGUACUUUGCACAAUGUAUGACAUUAGUUUAUCAUGUUAAAGCAUCGUGCUUGUGAUUUGUGAAGUUGCUUUGCUGUCGCCUUCUCUAGCUUUCGUUUUCCUUUUGUUUCCUUGGUUUACACUCCAGAGAGAUGGAUGUUGAAUGGAUUAUAGCCUGUAAAAGCUCCUUCAAAUCAAGCCGUCAAAUGAGAGGCUCCUUCAAAUCAAGCCGUCAAAUGAGAGGAUUGACGAUUGUGGUAAGGAUGAAGACGAAGUCAUUUUCCCUCACUUAGAGCAAUGCUCAAAUUUACCGUAGUUUAUUGUCAUGACGUGUGUUAGCUAUAGAGGUGGCAACUAGGAUCCAAAUCCAUGAAUCUAAUCCAAUCCAAUCCAUCCACCAAAUUAUCCAUCUAAUUCAAUCCAUUUAAAUCCAAUCCAUUUGAUCCAAAUCCAAUUGGAUUGGUGGAUUCAUGGAUCAAUCCAUGGAUCCAAAUGGCAAAUUACGAUUUGGUACCUAUAUUUUUUAUAUUCUACAUUUUGGUACCUAAAAUUUAUAUUUUUAUAUGAAAAAAAUCAUUGUAAAAUUACAUUUUGGUACCUAAAAUUUUUCAUUAUGACAUUUUAGUACCUAAACUUUUCAAAAUUUACAUUUUGGUCCAAGUCUUGGAUCUCAUUUGGAUUCAUGGAUCAAUCCACCAAUCCAUUUGAUCCAAUCCAUGAAUCCACCAAUCCAUUGGAUCCAAUCCGUUUGAUCCAUGGAUCCACCAAUCCAAUCCACGAAUCCGAUCCAGUUGCCACCUCUAGUUAGCUAUGUUUACGAAUAUUAGUCAUAUACGAAAUGACAUUCACCUAGAGACUAGUAUACAAUCAACUCUCAUUCAUCUACGCAAUAAAUAAAAGCCAAAUGAGAAAACUUGAAGCCCCAUUUCAAGUUUCCUGCAUCCAGAGUGAAAGUAGGAAGGACAUUUUGGUCUUCACAAUUACUUUUUUUUAUUCAUUAAAAGGACACUUACUAGGAUUCGAACCACGACCACUCUAAAAAAAAGAAAGAUCAUAACCAAUCACACUAAGUAUGGCAUAGACACGGCUUCGGAUGGCCCAUGUAUUGAGACAUUAAGACCGAUGGAUCAAAUGGUUGCGUGUGAAGGGGUAGAAUCAAGGUUGUUAAACCCCUAUCGAACCCCCCGGUUGGACCCGGUUCAACCCGAGUCGGGCUUCAAAACGGCCUCCAGAAAACCCCCCGGUCUGACCCCUAAACAUGGAGAAGAAGAGAGGCAGAAGAGAGGAAAAGGAACGAAGGAAGGGAAAUGGUAGGUGGAUCAUGGAGGUUAGGUAGAUUUAUUUUGUUGAAAAUAAGUUUUUAAUAGAUAUAUGUAAGAUAA
Messenger RNA from Linum trigynum, 3483 nucleotides. The record is from the annotation of a GenBank genome assembly. NCBI's taxonomy places the organism in Eukaryota, Viridiplantae, Streptophyta, Magnoliopsida, Malpighiales, Linaceae.